This is a messenger RNA of Ceratina calcarata, 1101 nucleotides long. RefSeq names its product coiled-coil domain-containing protein 28A. The coding region runs from base 206 to 889 and encodes 227 amino acids. NCBI's taxonomy places the organism in Eukaryota, Metazoa, Arthropoda, Insecta, Hymenoptera, Apidae. The record is from RefSeq and is a predicted model, not a curated record. The transcript has 5 exons.
AAUUGUUGACUGAUUUUCGUACGAAACAUCAAGUUAUGAAAGUGAUUUCCCAUUUUUCAAGACCAUUUUUAUUUCGUGAGAGGAAGACGAUUUCGAGUCUAAUGAGACUGAGUACAAGUGCCAGUAGAUCAAAACGAUUGUUGGGAAAAUAAUUGUGGAUACUGUAAACAGGUUCUAACGAGACCCUUGCAGCGUUUAAAACAGAAUGGCUGAGAAACCUGGGUGCGGUGAAUUGCAGCAGUUGGUUCAAGAAGAAGAAUGUGAAGAACCGUUGAGUCACGGUGGAGAAGCUACGCCACCGUCGACGCCAGCAAGAUCUCAUCACCCAAGUAAAAAUGAUACACACAGUUCUCACAUAUCGCAACAAGUUUUAUGGGAGAGCAAUGUACAAACAUCGCCGAUUGUUAGCAAAGGUAGUUCUGGUCAAGCGACAAGCCAAGGGUCGAUGGUCUCUGGUCGUGCGGUGAAUCUCUCGAAUCAUACUAAUCAAUCACGUUUAGUCUACAUGAACGAGAAGGAAAAGCAAAGACCAAACCGACCGGAAUUAUCAAAAAUGAAUCGCCAGCAUAAAGCCACGGCGCCAUGCAAACAUCAUUGCUUUUUGUCAGAGGUACCCGAUGUUCGCCGUAUGGAACAAGCUUUAUUACACCUUUUAGAGGAUUUCCACAGCGGGAAUUUACGCGCGUUUGGGAAAGAUUGUAGCAUGGAGCAAAUGACAGAAAUACGAGAGCAGCAAGAGCAAUUAGCUAAACUGCAUUUCGAGCUAGGCCAGAGGCAAGGGAUUGGUAAUGAACAAUCUGGCCUUCGGCAUCCGAGCGCUAAUAUGGAUAAUUUAUUGUCGUGUCUCCAAGAACUCAGCGUUUGUAUCGAAAAAUUGCAUAGCAAGUAAUACGAGAAUGCGACCUGAGAAUCGAGUGGGUAUGCUUUAAUUAUAAGAAUAAGAUUCAUAGUUAUACCACCGAGGAGAUACUAUUAAUUACAUCAAUUUUGAUACUCAAUUGUAUUAAUUGUUUGCUUCCAAUAUAAUUUUACGCAAUCUGUUUGACUAUAACAAAUGAAUUUAAAAAAUAAGAAUUAUAUAAUAAAACGUUAUUCUCAUAA